UGAACGCAGCUCGCGGCAGUAGCCUCGCGAGGGCUGAAAAAAAAGUAAAUGUUGUCUGUGAUUCGUUAUCUGUACUAGUGACAUAAUGGUGUGCAAAAUAGCGCCAAAAGUUGACAGCCCUUCCCACAGAGUGAAUGGAGAAGCUCAAGAUGCUGCCGAGAUAGCCGAUUAUGAAACUGCGUUAGAUGCAGCCGGCUACGGCCGCUUCAGUCGGAGCGUGCUGGGGGCGUGCGCCUGCGCAUUCUUCACGACAGGCGUGCAGAACUGCGUGAUGUCAUAUGUAUUGCCUGCUGCUAGGUGCGAAUUGCAACUCACUACGUACCAGGCUGGGCUGAUUAAUAUGGCUUUCAUGAGUGGUGGUGUAGCAAGUGCAUUCUUUUGGGGUAUAGUAGGAGAUGUAUUUGGAAGAAAGAACAUGCUCAGCAUGACACUACUUAUAGAUUCUACUUUACUACUAGCACAGAGUACAGUAUCAGAUUAUAGACUACUGUUGGCAGCGAGGUCUAUUAACGGGUUUUUAGUGGGAGCACCAUCAACCCUUGUGUUCCCGUAUCUGUCAGAUUUAGUAGGGGUGAAAAAACGACAAUUUUAUCUCGACUUGACUGGCAUGAGCUUUGUGGCUGCGUGGCUUUUGCUACCAGCUGUCGCCUGGCUAGUUAUCCCCUUCAAACUGGCUUCCUACUCCCACCUCCCCAUCCACUCGUGGAGGCUGUACAUUGCCCUGGGCAGCAUUCCAGGGUUCGUCUCGGGGCUCUGGGUGUUAUUCCUGCCUGAGAGUCCCAGGUUACUGACUGACACUAGCAGGGGAGAUGACGCUGUGAAGAUUAUGGGUGAUAUUUGUAGGGGAAAUGGAGGGGGUGAAUAUAAGAUAAAGAAGAUAAUCCAAGACAACAUAUUCGUAGCCAAAUCACUGAAUGGUGAAGAGAGUAGAACAAAGGCUUUAUUUGUGAGCGUGUUGAAAGAUCUAAAGAUGUUUGUGUCUAAAGCCUAUGCGGUGAAGUCUUCGUUGAUACUCUUCGUCUUCUUCGCUAAUAUGGCUGCUGGUUUCGGCCUAAACCUCUGGAUACCAGAACUGCUCCUGCGCACUCAAGGCAAAGAUUGCAGAUCAGAACCAGAACAGGCGAAACUUUUGAACACUACGUGGAAGGGAAAUUACGUGGAGCGGCAUAAUGGCAGCUAUAACGAGCCCUGUGAUGGAAUUAUUGACGAUUCUGUAUUCACAUCAGGCCUCAUCGUCGGGGCAGUGUGCCUCUUGGGCAACAUAACUUGCAUCCUCUCAGCUCGGGGCAGUGGGGCACUUGGCAUCCGUCGCUCCUCUGCCCUAUGUGCUGGCGCGUGUGCACUCGCUUGCUGCGUGCUAGCGGCUGGCGCGUGUAGCUGUGCUGGGACAGUUGCUGUGGCAGCUGCGGCUGUGUUAAACGCGGCUUCGUUGAAUGGGAAUGUACUGCUUAUUAGGUUACUGUUACAUGCGCUACCGGCUAAGUUGAGCGGUCUGGGCGUGUGUUGGGGCGCGUGGUGGGGCCGGUUUGGCGGCGUGGCGUCCAACCUGGCGGUCGGCGCGCUGCUCGACUACUCCUGCCCCGCGCCUUUCCUCGCCGUCGCCGCGCUGCUCACACUAUCAAUCGGUGCCAUAAUGAUGAUUAAGUUGGAAACUACAGACGAAGAGAAGACUGAAGAAUUCCCAGACAAGGGCUUUGAGAGAUACAUCUCUACACAUAUGUAGUUUUAUAAUACAAUUGUGGAAUAUUUCCAAUCGGAAAAUUAUGUAAAAAAUGUUGUGUGGUUUUAUGAAACCACAGUAAAAGUGAAACUUUUUUUCACAUUAUAGACAUUUAACUAAAAAUUAUCGUAU
Colias croceus (clouded yellow) is the source of this 1852-nucleotide messenger RNA. Its product is annotated as synaptic vesicle glycoprotein 2B-like. Gene Ontology annotation, molecular function: transmembrane transporter activity. Gene Ontology annotation, biological process: transmembrane transport. The coding region runs from base 86 to 1723 and encodes 545 amino acids. NCBI's taxonomy places the organism in Eukaryota, Metazoa, Arthropoda, Insecta, Lepidoptera, Pieridae. The transcript is spliced from 11 exons. The record is from RefSeq and is a predicted model, not a curated record.